This is a messenger RNA of Parascedosporium putredinis, 591 nucleotides long. The record is from the annotation of a GenBank genome assembly. Lineage: Eukaryota; Fungi; Ascomycota; Sordariomycetes; Microascales; Microascaceae.
AUGCCCGAGAACGUGGUGUCCACCGAAGCGAGCAGCACGCCCUACUCCAACAUAAGGAUCACGCCUAUUUCGGAUCCAUCCCAUCCGGCAAACGGGCAGAGCGGUCUCUUUGCGAACAAGGCCCUUAAACCGGGCACCUUCAUCCUGCUCUACCUAGGCAACGUACACCCGGAGACGGAUGUCGAGGCAAAGGAAUCUGACUACGACCUCUGGCUCGACAGAGACGCUGGUAUCGCCGUCGACGCAUCCCGGUCCGGAAACGAAGCACGGUUCGUCAACGAUUAUCGUGGAGUGAAAGAUCGUCCAAACGCCGAGUUUAGAGAAGUUUGGAGCGCGAGGCACCAAGAGCGAUGUAUGGCCGUAUUUGUCCUCCCAGAGAGGAAGAACUCGAGGGCAACGAAGAAGCCUGCGGCCGGUAAAGCGAGCAGCGCCGGUGCCGCUGGCAAGGCGAGUGCAAGCUCUGGCGCGGGUGCGGCGGGCAUUCUAAAAGGAGAGGAGAUACUGGUCAGCUAUGGCAAAGGGUUCUGGGGAGCCAGAAUACCCGAUAGUGGAGCCGUGGAGAAAGAGCCCGAUAUCCCGAUGCUGCCUUGA